Molecule: messenger RNA, 3444 nt
Organism: Amphibalanus amphitrite
Lineage: Eukaryota; Metazoa; Arthropoda; Thecostraca; Balanomorpha; Balanidae
Product: NFU1 iron-sulfur cluster scaffold homolog, mitochondrial-like
Exons: 7
Coding region: 2031-2963 (310 amino acids)
Biological process (GO): iron-sulfur cluster assembly
Cellular component (GO): mitochondrion
Molecular function (GO): iron-sulfur cluster binding; iron ion binding
Source: RefSeq, a predicted model, not a curated record
UUGGAGAAAAUCGAGAAACGCAGAAAACAAUAGAUCCGGCGGAAAAACCCGGAGAAAGUUUCGAUAGAUUUAUAAUUGGGCAGAGAAUCGAGAAUCGAGUACCCAAAGCUCCUCCAUUCGUACAUCCGGAAUAAAAAAGUCGGACCUCCUGCGGUCGGUCCUAUUUUGCUCAGCUCUGGUCGCCUUACCGAUUCUCCCGAAGAGAAAUGGUUGAGGCGUUUGCCUCCUCAUUCUCGUCUGUUUUUACCAAAGACUGUCCGAGGAACCCUUCUCCGCAUCAACAUUUUGAGGGAAUCAUUGAUAAUAUCACUUUCCCAGUGGAGCAUGUUCUUAAGGUACUGAAAUCACUUGAUGGUAAUUCCGCUAUGGGACCUGAUGAUAUCAACCCAUUACUGCUGAAGAGUUGUGCCCCGCAACUAGCGUAUCCCCUUCAUUUGAUAUUUUCUCGUGCCAUCCACGAAGGUCAGCUACCCAGUGACUGGAAGUCAUCCAUGGUUAUCCCUAUAUUUAAGAAGGGCGCAAGGUACGAUCCUCUAAACUACCGCCCGAUUAGCCUCACCUCCGUUUGCUGCAAGACCUUUGAGCGACUCCUCUGCCAACACCUAACUGAUUACCUUGAAUCCCACAUGAUCCUCUCUCCGCAUCAGUUUGGUUUUCGAGCCAUGAGAUCCACUUCUGACCAGCUUCUACUAGUCUAUGACAGCGUUUCUAAGCAUGUAGAUGAAGGGCGUGUUGUAGACGUAAUCUUAUUUGAUUUUAGUAAAGCUUUCGAUGUUGUAGUACACAGUCUCCUCCUCUCCAAGCUUGAGUGCUUAGGUGUCCAGGGCAGUAUCUUGCAGGUCAUUUUCUCGUUCCUAUCUAACCGAUCGAUGAGUGUUUGUAUUGAUGGUCACCAUAGUCGUGCCAGAGAAGUUCUCAGUGGCGUCCCCCAGGGGACAGUCCUGGGACCCCUCCUUUUUUUAAUCUAUAUUAACAGUAUUGGAUAUAACUUGUCCUGUAACUAUAAAAUCUUUGCCGACGACCUGAAGUUAUACGCAUGUGUAGAUUAUCCCGAUAGGUCCCUCCCAUCCCUGGCCACUUCCGAAGUAAUCCAGCGAGAUAUUGAUCGACUUCACUCUACUGCUGCUUCUUGGGGCUUGUUUAUGAAUGUAAAGAAGUGCUCAAUCCUCCGUUUCUCGAGGUCCUUUACUAAUGUAGUCCGCCCCACAUAUACCCUAGAUGGCAAACCUAUUCCUCAUGUCCACUCUGCCUCCGACCUUGGUGUACUGGUUGAUUCUGGCUUGAAAUUCCACGACCAUAUCCGUAUGGCUACUCAUAAAGCUGGCGCUUUGGCCUAUAGCUUCCUUAAAUCCACUGUGUGUCGAUCUCCAAAGUUCAUGGUGUUCCUGCUCACCACUCACAUACGACCAGUGCUUGAAUAUGCCUCUCCUGUCUGGAACUCUGGUUUUAUUCAGGAUUUGAGGCUAUUAGAAAGAGUGCAGCGCCGAUGGACUAAGCGUAUUUGUGGCUUGGAGACCAUGAGCUAUGGUGAACGUCUACGAUCCCUACGUCUCUAUUCCGUCCAAGGAAGGCUACUGCGUGCAGAUCUUCUACAGUACUGGAAAAUCUUUAACGGAAAAUCUUGUAUAUCUCCGGCUGAUUUAUUUCCACAGCCGCCUCAGAAUCGUACACGAGGCCAUUGCCACAAAAUAUUUCCCUCUGCCAUAAACACUGACAUUAGGAAGCGCUCGUUCUCUCAAAGAUGUAUUUCUGUAUGGAAUGCCCUCCCCGCUCAAACUGUGUGUGCUCACGAUGUCAACACGUUUAAAUCUAUGUUAGAUCGCGAUAUCAAUGAUGCGUUGUACUCUUACCCAAUGUGAAAGCUCUACCUACACUAAGAACUAGGACAGUUCCAAACAUUUCUCCAUGCUGAACUUUUGUGCAUUAAGUAAUUACUUCCUGUAAAUCUGUGAAGGAGACUCACUUCUCCAGUCAGUUUGUACAUGUAUAAUCUACAGCACAAACUUCCUACUGACUGGCGCGUCUCUUAAAUGCAGGGUUCCUUGUACCUUCCUCUCUCACUUUCUCCACCAUUUUCCUCCCCGGACGCAAAAAGGAACCCAACCAGGUUCUGUGAGAUGCUGCUGCCAGUGUGCCGAGCCUGCAGCAGGAGGCUGGUGCCCACAGCUGCUGGGGCGGCUGCUUCCUGGACCAGGAGGGCUCACACUCUCCUGCCAGGUAGAGUCAGUGUGUCGUCUCUGCGUACUCCGGCCGCUCUACUGGUCCCGAGGGUGUGCGCCCCGGCACUGCUGCCGGCUCGCACCAUGUUCAUCCAGACGCAGGAGACGCCGAACCCCAACAGCCUCAAAUUCCUUCCGGGAAGAACGGUGCUGGAGGAGGGCGGCACGCUCGACUUCCCCACCGUGGCCACGGCGCAGCACUCGCCGCUGGCCAAGCUGCUCUUCCGCAUCCCGGGCGUCAAGUCCGUCUUCCUCGCCCCAAACUUCAUCACGGUCACCAAGAUUGAUGACGAGGUGGAGUGGAAGGUCAUCAAACCGGAGAUUUUCGCCACCCUGAUGGACUUUUUCACGUCGGGACUGCCCGUCGUACACCAGGCCGCCUACGACGCCGCCGACGGACGUCAAGAUGGCGCGGAGAGCGGCGACGAGGACGAGGUGGUGGCCAUGAUCCGUGAGCUGCUGGACACACGUAUCCGUCCCACGGUCCAGGAGGACGGCGGCGACAUCGUCUUCAUGGGCUUCGAGGACGGCGUGGUGCGUCUGAAGAUGCAGGGCUCGUGCACCAGCUGUCCCAGCUCGGUGGUCACGCUGAAGAACGGCGUCCAGAACAUGCUGCAGUUCUACGUGCCCGAGGUUGUCUCGGUGGAACAAGUCAUGGACGAGGCGGACGAAGUUAUCGAGGACGAAUUCAAAAAGUUCGAGAAAAAGAUCAACGACGACAAGUCAAAAUCUGAAGUCAAAUAGUGUUGCACUGAUGAUGAGACUGUUAUGUUCUGUUACAAGUGCUGUGUGACGCGCUGAAACAGUGAUGUGCUACAUGAUGUACAUGAUGUCAUGUCUGCAGUCUUAACUUAAAGCUGUGUGACACUACUGGUAGGAACUCGGGACACAUUACAUUGCCGAGAUACGAAGCGGUAACCGUUUGAAAAAAAAAAAACUGAUCGGUACCAUGCCACAAUCCACAUCUUAUAUGUUGCAUACUUCAGCAGAGUGUGCCACAAUCAAUAGGCUUCGUUGUGUUUAGUUUCAGCGUCUAUUUGUUGCUGUUUUCGCAUGGUGCAUAAUAUUGCUCUGCAGGUAGGCAGGCACGGAUUGUGAUCCGCUCUGAGGCAUGAGCGGAGUGGCGCUUGCUGCUACAUUGCUAAUGCUGCUGCUCCAGUAGCCUGAAACAAUAACAAAAUAAUGAUAUACCUAUUAGGCGAAAAAUAAAUGUCGCCGAACUGAA